CCCCUCUUUUCAUCUAUUCCUUCUUUCCAUCUCUUCCUUCUUUCCAUCUCUCCCCUCUUUCCAUCUCUUCAUAUUGUAUUCACCUUUUUCCAUCUCGUCUACUCUUCAUAUUGUAUUCAUCUGUUUCCUCCUCCUCUUUACAUUCUCUUUUCCUCGUUCAGCCUCUCACCUCACUUGUCAAAUUUCGUCUCUGCUCUCGUGAAUCAUUCACUGCUCUGCCUCUCCCUCUCACUCAAUCGGAACUUCAUCAUUGUCCUGCCAUAAUCUCCAUCUUCGUCGUGAAGAUGAGAACACGGUCGGCACGUCAAUGCCAAGGCGCUGCUGCCUCAACCGCCGUGAUGCUGAUUCCCAACCCCACCCAGACAGUAUCGAAGAUCAACCAGGCGCAGUCUCUCCACAUAAUCCAAACCACAGUCUCAGCAGCGCUUUCCACCAUACUAUGGAUCAACAACCUCUUUCCUGACGAUCAUUUCGAGACACGCAGUUACAACCUUGACGAUCCGGCUUUCGCUUACACUAUAAAGCCCCUAGCUCAAACUAUUCGGGAAAGGAGGCAACAGGGAACCGGCGAAGCAAGGGUUACUUGGGAGUUUCUCCUCAGAGGGAAAACUACAAAGGUCGAUAAGAUCUGGUUGUGGCUGGACGGAGUUUGCGACGCCAUCAAGCAUGGAUAUUUGGCAACAUUUCAGAUUACCUUCCACAAGGGGAUAGUGUCACGCGACACCAUAGCUGUAGCUUACGUGUUGAGGUUCAGCUACUCCAAGAAUGGAGGCGAGAUUCAGCUUGACAUUUUGGCAGGAAAUCAAGAGGUCGAAGUAACAACAGAGGACAAGCAUAAUUUGAGGAACAUGUUUCAUAAACUCAUAACGAUGUCCCAAGAAACAAUGAAAUUCCCAGAAGAUCCAACAAUAAGCUUGCAAUUGACCUACAACGAAACCUGCCCACCCGAUUAUCGUCCGAUGGGAUUUGUCGUCGCUCCUGACCCGAGUAUAAUAAUGGACGAACAUAAUGGCAUGAGACUUGGUGACAUGGACACGAAAUAUCACCGUGUUGGAAUGAGCCUCGUCAUUCCGCUACCAACCGCCGCCCAUGGCUCAAAUGGGUCUUCCCGGGCUGCGAGACGGUCCAACUCCCAGCUGAUCUUGAACGACAGCAACCUCGUGUCCACUCCAGCUACUGCUUCCCCUUCUGAUGGCUCCAGCUUCUUGAAUACCCAGGAGCGCGCAGAAAUACAACUAGUGCGCGAAAUGGUCCCCAUGGGACGAGAAGUUGGAGAUACCCAACGAGUGCAGGAUACCCACUCACAAACAAGUCCUUCAGAGGGAUCAUUACCCACACCGCCACGUGCACCCACCGGACAAGGUAUCCCACCACCAGAUGAGAGACGAUUCUAUUUCGACCGUGAAACUAUUCGAAAUCUCCAUCCAACCCACAAGUGGCGGAAUGGGCAGGUUCAGGUUUCGCACAGUGAAGCCCAAGACAUAGAGUGCCAUUGCGGAAAGCAAUUUGCCAGCAUGACUGUACAAUGUGAAAUCUGUCAAAAGAGACAACACCUUCAUUGCCACGGAUACCUUGAAACAGACGUCAUGGAUACCCAUGUGUGCUACACAUGUCUUUUGCAUGCUGAGCCUGAUCUCAGCAAUGAAAUGCAAGGGCUGUGGUUAUUGAGACAAAUUGUCUGGGUUGCAUCUAUGGAGAAGUAUCCGCCCAAAGAAGCCGACUUGGCUGUCCGCAUAGGUUGCCUGGUGAAAGACGUUGUAGCCGUGAGCCAGAGGCUAGUCCAGGAGAAGUACCUGCGGAAAGUCAGCAAGCCACAGAGCAAGAAGCAUAAGGACUAUCACAGGCGGUCUCAGAUACCACCUUAUCAGUUCGUAGCGGAGGAAAAGGGGCGACUGUUCAAGGAAUAUCUUAAUCCUACAUUUGGGAUAGAGAAAUACCUCCACGAACAUCCGCAGGCCUCAGCCGCCAAGCCAAAGCUCGAGCAAUCAUCAUCACAGGCGGGCCCCGACUUUCGCAUGAGCUCAAUGGCACCUGAAUCUGUGAUGCUCAUGCCAACUUCACGCCCACCGGCGACGCCGCAACCCCCCGGCGCGAAGCUCAUCGGUACCGGUCCCCUAUACGGCAUCUUCGACGCUGAUGACGACGCCGUGACACCCCAUCCCGGCCAUGUGGCUGCGGCGUCUAGCAUGAGCAGUAGCACGCAGGGCUCGCCGAGCCAGAUGGGCGGUCCUGGACCACGGCCGCCUCUGGCUCUGGGUGUGAAGAGGAAAGGGGAUGAUUUGGAGAGAGGUGCAAGGAGCCUGAAGCGAACGGAUUGCGUGCACAGUCCUUUUCUGCUGAAUAGGGCAGUGUGAGUGUGGCGUCAUGGGGGGAUGUUGAAUUCGCGGGGGAUUACGGAGAUGGCUGGGUCUGGCUUAAUGUUUUGGCGCCUCGUUAAAUUGCUGGGUUGGGGGUGUUUCGCUCGAUUUUGGGAGGGGAGUUGUACAAGCUGGCUGGAUGCUCGAAUGGGCUGGGCGGGGCUGCGAGAUCACUGCAUAUGUAACUUAGCCUUUUGCUGAUAUAUACUAUAGAUCGGCUUAAAAUAACAUCAAUUUUUUCAA
Pseudogymnoascus destructans is the source of this 2600-nucleotide messenger RNA. RefSeq names its product DNA binding protein (gene HOP1). Gene Ontology annotation, cellular component: nucleus. The record is from RefSeq and is a predicted model, not a curated record. Gene Ontology annotation, biological process: synaptonemal complex assembly; meiotic recombination checkpoint signaling. NCBI's taxonomy places the organism in Eukaryota, Fungi, Ascomycota, Leotiomycetes, Thelebolales, Thelebolaceae. Bases 285 to 2354 code for a protein of 689 amino acids. The transcript has 8 exons.